Bombus pascuorum is the source of this 4593-nucleotide messenger RNA. It is a transcript of the gene dpr1, whose product is annotated as zwei Ig domain protein zig-8. Gene Ontology annotation, biological process: synapse organization. Gene Ontology annotation, cellular component: neuron projection membrane. The record is from RefSeq and is a predicted model, not a curated record. Lineage: Eukaryota; Metazoa; Arthropoda; Insecta; Hymenoptera; Apidae. The coding region runs from base 1233 to 2105 and encodes 290 amino acids. The transcript has 6 exons.
CGUCAAGUAGAAGUGGUCUGCGCGUAACCCGUCCGCGCCUUGGUUCGCAGUGAAAACGGAGCGCAUGCGUCGGUCGGGAGACGCCAGGCCGCAGAUUCAUUUCGCGCCGCGACGCCAAGCGGCUCCGCAUCCGUGUAAACGCGGCUGGUCCAUGUGCGUUCGACGUCGGCGCGUGCACGCCGACCAGGACAAUCAGUGUGAGACGCGUGUCAAAGUAUCGUGUACCUUCGCGCGUGUUCUUCAACGAUCUUCGAUCGUAAUCUUCGUCGACUGCAUCAUCGAGUGAUUAAUCGAGUGGAUACUUUGAUAGAGCAAAAAGGAAUUACCGUAAGAACGACGUUGUCCCAGGCUGCUCUUUCAGAUGAAUUGAGAGGUAAACGGGGACGAAUGACGCGACAGACGAGCGACGAUCGCGCCUUGUGGAUCGCGAUGAUCGUCAGCAGCAAGGAUCCACGUGUGAUCAAGCGUGGGUUUCAACGCGGUUGCACCAGUCGAGCAUUCGACGCAACACUAGUCCAACCUCGUUUCUGAGGAUCUUGUGGAGAAGUCGUCGAGAUUUUUCGCCUUGCAACUGUGGGUUCCUUUACGUGACUUGUUGUAUUGGCGAUCUGUCCGCGGGAUCUCACGUGUGAUUUAUCGUCCUUACACGAGUUCUCGUGGAUUCUCCCAUCUCGAUUCUUUGGUUCGUAGCUGAUUUCCAGGUGUUGGAUCCUGUACGGCAGAGGCAGUGCGUUAUCCGCGAGGGAAUUUAUCGUGCUACGGACGAUUAACUUGACGCGGUGGGAGUAUACGUCGCGAGUGGAUGCUUCUCGUUGAACGUCUGAUUCUCUGGUGAAACUCGGUUCUCGCAAUCGUCACGCGUGAAUCUCUGCUUGAUCCACGAUAGUCUUUGUGUUAUAUAUGUCUGGUAAUAGUGACUGUAGAUGCUACAGUGAAGUUCGAAUCGUGUACUCGGAGACCGGAACGAGUUGCAUAACAGGGUCUCUGCUUGAGUGUAUAUAUAUAUAAGUAUAUAUAUAAAGGAGGAUAUCGUGCGAAGAGAAAGUGCACGAGAAAGGAGGCAAAAAAAAAAAAAAAAGGAAAGGGUGGAGAAGAAAGACGUAGCUGGAGUUUAGAGCCGAUUUAACCAGCUCUGUCGGUUAUCACGAUUUUUCUCUCCGGUGUGUGCACCAGGGGAACGGUUUUACCAACAAAACGAUCGACGGUGAGAACGAGUGAACGAGGUGUUAAAAAUGCUGUGUCGUUGGCUCGCCGUCCUGAUACUCGCUGCAUUUCUCCUGGUUAUCGAAGGGAUCGCGGUCACUCAAGGCACAUUUGCUCGGGAUCAAAAGCUGGUGGGAGGAAAUGUUUUCGGCAAUCACAACAUCACCAACGCACCGACGUUCGAAAUGAACGUUCCACGAAACGUGACCACCGCGGUUGGCCAGACUGCUUUCCUUCAUUGCAGAGUUCAUCAGCUAGGUGACAAAGAGGUGUCCUGGAUGCGUAAAAGGGACAUGCAUAUCCUGAGCGCCGGCAUCCUGAUGUACACCUCGGACCUGAGGUUUCAAGUGAUCCAUCCGGAGAAGUCUGAAAACUGGACGCUGCAAAUCAAGUCGCCUCAGGAACGAGACUCCGGGGUUUACGAGUGCCAGGUCAGCACCGAGCCAAAGAUGUCGUUGAACUACAGCCUCAACGUGGUCGAGGCACGAGCCAGAAUAAGUGGCCCGUCGGAUAUUUACGUGAAAACCGGCAGUCUUCUCACGCUCACUUGUCUAAUGUCUCAAGGACCUCACGAUUUAGGCACAGUGGCUUGGUACCGUGGUAGUCAGCCAGUAGUAACAUCUCCGCAUUCGGAAAACGACGUAAACGGCGAACCUCGCAUCGCUGUUGAAACCGAGUGGAGCGAUGCCCUCACGUCAAGAUUGAGGAUCACCCAUGCAAAACCAAGCGACUCUGGGAACUACAGUUGCGUGCCCACUGUGGCAGAGAGGGCCAGCGUCAACGUGCACGUUAUUAAUGGAGAGCAUCCAGCUGCAAUGCAGCACGGAAACACGGCAGCAGGCUCGCCAACAUCGAAGACGGUCCUCGUGAUGCUCGCCUUCCUUUUGGGUCAAUUGAGAUAAUGUGCGUUCUCGUACGUGCCCGUGCGUGUGUCUCCGAGCUGUCUGUCUGCGUGUAUACUUUCUGCACGUACUUACGUGUGUGUGGAUGUUUGUGAGCGCGUAUGACGGUGUGCGCGUGGCGAUUUAAACGCGAACAUGAAUGAAUAUCAACGGGAGCAUUAAGUGAAACUCGAUGGAUCGUUGGACACAAUAAGACGUAGCCAACCCUUAGCCUGUUUGUACCUUGAUCGGAAUUAAAUUGCAUGCAACCGGAACGAUCAUCGAUGAAGAAGCUUUCUUGCGGCCACGUGAUGGACGUUUUAAGAGAAAGGUUGACUGAUAAAAAAGUUUUACGUUAUUUCGGCCUUUUCAGCUUAGUUUUUCGAUAAUCGUCGAUGGUAUUUCCUACUUUUAACACGUUUAGAUAUACACACAUAUAACGAUGAAUUUUUGAAAUAUUUACUGAAUGUUUAGUAUUGUUUUAAGAAGUAAUAAAUUAUAAAAUACAAAUUAUAGGCAACAUAUACAACAAGAUAAUUAACGCAUACAUACAUAAGAAACGAUGCUCAAAACUAUAAAAAUAGAAGCGUUACACAUUAAUAAAUGUACUGAAUUAUUGUAAGUUAAAGAAAAUCGAUGCAGAAAUUAUCGUUACGAGCAAAUUUUUUUAAUAAGUCAAUUUUUAAUAUACAUUUUCUUUUAACUUAAAAUAAUCAAUUAAACUUCAUUGACCGUAAGAACUCUCGCAAGAACAGUUAUGAACGAUUAAUUUUAAUUAUAUUUAUUUUCUGUCGUCGUGUUCGAAAUGCCUUUUCAAAACAUAAUUUCAACCGUCGAAUUCUCGAAACCAUGCUCGCCAAAUUUAUCAGUCUAGAAACUAUUGCCCGAUGAAUUAAUGAAUUAAGUUUUACGAAAAGAAAGCUUCUUCGAGUGCAAUUUCUUUUUAUUGCUGCUCGUUAAAAAAUGUUCAGUUCUCAGUGAAGGAAGAAACAUAUAUCGAUGAAGGAACUCUGUCGCGGCCGGUUUCGCGUUGGAAAUCGCGACUUUCAAUGCAUCCAUAGGUGAAAACUGUCGAAAACGUCGUCGUAGUAUCCCAGGUUCGAUAUGUGUAAUAACUUGCAAAUUACUAGCGCGUUCUAGUGUCAUCGAAAUAAGGAAACCACAGUAUCGAAGUAACAUUGUACAUGGUAUAUAUUGUAAGCGACGAUUCAAUGAACAAGAAAGAAAGAAAUUGUAACAUGUAAGAACGUGAACGUGUGCUCGAACAUGGUAAAUUCGAUGUGUAAGUUUGCGAAUUAGUAGGGACGAUUAUGUAUAUUGUAAUUGUUACAAGACGAAAGCGAUCGUUCCAAUAACGAAAGAGUUCGUUCGUUCGUGGCAAAGAAAGUUUUAAUGGAUAUUUUCAUAGCUGUACGAAUCUUCGGCGAGAUAUGAACUUUCUCGAGAAAAAUCUCGUAUUUUUCAAAGAUUUGAUUACUUUGUUCGAACAUUGUUAUCUAGAUUUUUCUGCGUAAUAGUCCUUCAAAAAUUACGCAAUGUGUUAAAUAUUUAAUUGUUUAUAUAUAUUCUAUGUUUGUUGGUAUUGUUUUUCUUUCUAUGGAAUUAAAACAUUUAAUACAGUGUGUUUUAUACGUUUUUGGUAAAAACUGGAAAAGUGAAACGAUAAAUACCACGUAUUAGUUAAUAAAUUAAUAUAUUUCAACGUGGAAUAAGGUAAAAGGGAAAGAAUGUCAUGUGAACAGUGAACACGUGUGUUUCAUUCGCUUUUGUUCAGAUAUGGAGCUUUCAGCUUCCACAAAGGAGACGCCGGCAUUAUUUUGUAACAUAGGCCAAUAUUGACAAGGGAUUCUCUCUCGCGGAUGCCUCUAGUUUCAACGAAAAGAAAUUCUGAUAUUACAACGUUGCAGGAUAGCACACGUUUUCGGAGGAAAACUCGCGAAUCCCGGAGCAUAUCGAGUUUUACGCUUCGUUGUGUGUUUCUUGAAUGAGACGUGCAUUAUCCGGUUCCAAAUGCAUGAUGGAGAAAUGCGAAUUCUUGUCGAAAUCCGAGGGAAACUUGAAGGGAAUGCGAGACGAGUUUAGCAACUGCAACCUACAAUCAUGACGAUCCUGUUAUUCUUAUUUUACUUCGUCGAAAUAUUUUAUGAAUAGAGAGGGGGAAUUUGAGAGAGUACGAGACAAAAAUGAAGUUAAAGAACUCGUGACAAAAACGACCUUUCAGAUUCGCCAACAUUUUAGAUAACAAUGUAUUUUAUACAUUUAUGAAAUUGAUCGACAUAUGAAAUAUAGCGUUUCUCACACAAAAUUUUAACUGGAAAGUAACUUCAAUAUUAUUCGAUACACUUUCUCUAUUUAGUUUCCAAACCUUUGAAUGUAUGUUAUCAAAGUGAUUAUGUAUAACAAAGUUCCUCUUCGCCAAUUAGUUGACAACUGAUAAUAUGACAACGUUUACUGAUUGAUAUUGACCCGUCAAAUUCAAACAUUUGUCGAGAUCGAACUCUUCGUAUCU